AUGAACCAUGAUUCUUUAUCGCCUGAUAAGAAAGGAGGAUUUUCUGAUCCGAGGCUAAACACCAUCAUUACCCCACCAACCCCUAUCCAGCCUAGACGACUGCAGGACAUGUUCAAUGUGGGCGACUCUAGCCAUGAUGAAGAAGACGAGGACACCAGCACCACUUCUGCGGAAGCGACCGAAAAGAAAAACAUCAACAGCGAGUACAAGCAACAUAUACCCAGUAAAGUGAAGUCCACCGUGCAAUUUCCACCUGAGCUAGAACAACGAUUUUACCACCAAUACCCCAAACCGCCUAUUGACGAAGAAGACCUAGAACAGGAAGCUCCUCCACCUCCGUCCAGAAAGGAACGCUUGAUCAAGUACCUUCAUGUCAAGUUUCCGAGUCGAAUUGUCCGAAGAGUCCUCAAAUGCACUAUUGCUUAUUUUCUGUCCACCUUGUUCAGUCUGAUUCGACCUCUCACGCUGGCAAUGGGACCUGCUCCUUUCUUGGCUACAACAGGAAUGCUGUUUAGUCAUCCAGGUCGCAGUAUGGGCGCUCAGUUUGACGCUACAGUAACCGCUGUGAUGGGUGUGGUCGCUGCUAUCAUCUGGGCGUUUGCUGGCAUGGCUGCCUCUGUGGCGUACAACCGAGAUCAUCCACAGACAUUUAUUACAGAGCCUGUUGGACGCUGUGUCAAUGCCAUGUUUCUGUUUGUGGGUGUGUUUUGGGCUCAAAUGCUACGUCAAGUAUUUCCAAAGUUCCAUUUCUUCUCACUGCAGUUUAUGAUUAUCCAGAUCUUUAGUAUGACACGUGCCAUCGACUACACUAGCGUGCCCUUUGAUUUACCAUUAAAUUAUGGUAUACCUCUGUUAAUUGGAUGCGGCAUAUCACUUGUGGUCAACCUUGUAUUUUGGCCUGAAACAGCUGUCGAUGGCCUCGGCAGAGCAUUAAAGGAAACAAUUACGAGCAGUCGAGACAUGCUGCAUUUGAUCACCAAGCAGUUCUUUUUGGACCCUCAAUCCGAUCCAGUGACAGAAACCGUCGUCGAUGAAGCAUCAGCAAAAAUGAGAAAAGGCAUGACUAAAGUCAAGACGGCUUAUCGUGAAGCCAAAUACGAAAUGUCUUAUGCGUUCAUUCGACCUCAACAGUUGGGCCAGAUCCGCAAAUCGCUGGGCCGUUUAACCAAGCAUCUUAGCAUUCUGGGCGGCUGUCUCAAGACGGAGCGAGAGUUGUUUGAAAGUGCCAUUGAUGCAUUGCAAGCAGAAAUGAGAGACUUGGACAGCGAAGACGACGACGCCCAAUCUACGCUGCAUCAGCAUCCAACAGCAACAGCCCAUGGUUACCAUAGUGACAACGAAGAACUGAACCGCAAUUCGCUGGGUCGGCAAUACAGUGAAGAAGAUUUGAACUUGCUUCGUACAGCGUUACGUGCCACAAAUGAGUUCAUGAAUGGUGGUGCAAGCAGGACCACAAGUAGUAACAACAUAUCACUGCAUCCUAGUACAAAUGCUAGUCCACAGCACUCCAGGCCCACCUCAAGAGCUGGAUCACGCGCCAAUUCUCGGCCUACGUCGGUGUACAACUCGGAAGACGAUGAAGACACAGAGCACAACAACCAGAAAUCCGUCAGUUCUCUUAAAUCUUUUCUUGGGCUACCCAAGCUUUCCAUUCCCAAGCCGAAGCCACCGAAAAAGACCAAAAAGCAGACAGAAUACCACCAUCGCCACCUGCUCUUGACCUAUCUCGAGAGUUUGAGAGACCCCCUGAUGGAUUUGUCGCUAGAUUGCUCCAAUGCAUUGGAAUGUGUGUGCGACAGCAUUGCAAAUGAACUGGACAUGGACCAUGACGAUGACUCGAUCCGAAAGACAUGGAAAUCGUUUCUGAGACACACAUUGAAGAUUGGCAAAAAGGAAGUGGACGAAGAGAGCAACAAAAAGAGCUUGGAGAGACACAAGGGCAGCAUCAAAUGCAAUUGCUCUCAAAACAUCCGCUUGUCCAUUCUCCAGUUUGACAAGGCAGAGCGAGAACGCAUGCACGCACUGUAUGAAAUCAACAAGGCUCGUAUUGGCUGUCAGGCAUUGGAUCUCGGUAUGCGACAGGAGCUGUUUCUGGUCUUUUUCUUCAUCUUUACACUGCGGGAAGUAGCCAACGAGCUGCAAGAAAUGACAUUGCAUAUGGACGAAUUGAGAUUGCAUUCGAGAAAGGCAAGUUUCAACGGCAAAAAGAGGAAGCAUCUGUAUUUCCCGGGUUUGAAUCAAAAGAUGUGGAAUAAAUGGGCUCGAGGCAACAACCAUCAAAGCACGCGUGAUAAGGGCGGCUAUACGUUUGCCACAUUGACCGCAUCACUGCCUAAAGACGAACCGAAAAAGACGGAGGCAGAGGACGAGUACCAUCUCAGUAAGAUCCAGACCAACAACAGUCUAUCGCGAACAAAGAGUCGACGAGAGUCUGUAGCACUCAACAAGAUGGGAUCAAAGAACAGCGCCAAUAGCGACGACAUCAGCUCGCCUCUGAUGGUGCGACACCGCAACAAUGCCAACAAGCUACGACGAGAAUCGACAAAACCUACCGUCCAACAAACCACUCUGACAGACCGCGAAAAGGAGCAAGCUCUGAACGAUCGCGUCAAUGAUAUUCGCAUCAGUGUAGAUCAAAACUAUGUCGAGACAGACGAGAAUCCUGAGCUGACGGCUCAAGAAAAGAGAAAUGAAAAGGAGAAGGCACCCAUCAUGUUGAGGAUUCGGUAUGCUAUUUGGUUGCGUUUACAGUACAUGUGUCGUUACGAGUUCAAAUUUGCACUCAAGAUGGCUGUAGCUGUGCUCGUGAUGUGUAUACCUGCAUUUGUGCCUGCCUCGUCUGGCUGGUAUUGGAGCGCAAGAGGUCAAUGGGCUGCAAUGACGGUGAUUGCCAUUAUGAACCCUACGAGUGGUGGUACAGUGCAAGCUAGUUUUUGGCGUAUUGUUGGAACACUUGUAGGAGCAUUUGUUGGCUGGGCAGCAUUAGCAGCUGGAGAUGGUAGUCCUUAUCUCUUGGCUGUAUUUGCCGUGAUAUUGGCGCUGGUCUUUUUUUACAUCCAUCUAGGCAGCAUAUACAACAAAGUCGGCAUUGUGUGUUUGACAACCUACAUGGUCGUGGCACUCAGUCGAUACGCUUACCCGCCUGAAGGUGAGACCAUUGCAGAUACAGUAUGGAAGCGUACCAUUACAAUGAUUGUGGGAAUAUGUGUGGCACUUCUCCUAAACUCCUUGGUGUGGCCGUUUGUCGCACGACACAUGGUACGAAAAUCAAUUGCAGGCUGCAUGGAUCAAUUAGAAGAUUACUAUACAUUCGUCAUGGGCUCUUAUCUAUACCACGACCCUACGUCAAUACCCAGCGAGACUGAUAUCACUAAAGGAGAGAAGAUUGAGAGCAAGAUUCAAUCAGCCAUCGACGCAUGCUCCGUGCUACUCGAACUCACUGAUCAUGAACCACGUUUUCGUGGCCCCUUUCCAAAGUUGUUCUACAAGGAAAUGAUUGUUUCCAUGGGAAACAUUCUGGAUCGUUUGCUCAGCAUGCGAAUUGCCCUGUUGCAAAUGCCGUUGGUGGUGAAGCAUGACAUUUGCGCUAAAGAAUACCAUGUAGAGAGACGAGAGAUGAUUGCCUCCAUGUUGCUCAGCUUUCAUACGUUGGCUUCUUCAUUGAGAUCCAAAACGCCUCUACCUGUAUAUAUGCCAUCUGCACGUGCAGCACGUAAGAAACUCAUGGAGCAUCGUCGAGAAAACAAACAAAAGACAAAUUGGGUUAAAUUUCGAAAUCUGACUUGGUUUGCCAUGGCAUGUUCGAGCGAAGAAAUCAUAGAGGAACUGGAGUACCUAUGCCAUCUCAUUCGAUACAUUGUUGGUGAGAGUGCCUAUGCUGAUCUGGCCAAGAGAAUUGAUAACUUUACUGAGCAUGACAUUUGCACAUCCACCUUGUAA
This is a messenger RNA of Mucor velutinosus, 3939 nucleotides long. RefSeq lists its product as uncharacterized. Lineage: Eukaryota; Fungi; Mucoromycota; Mucoromycetes; Mucorales; Mucoraceae. Bases 1 to 3939 code for a protein of 1312 amino acids. The transcript has 8 exons. The record is from RefSeq and is a predicted model, not a curated record.